AUGGGAUCCCCGAAGCAAGGUUCCGCGCUGCGCCACGGGGGGCACGCGCACUCCGCGCACCACCUCCCCGCCGCGGUGACCAACGCGCGCGCGGCGCUCUUCGCGGCGGGGCUACUAAUAGUAACCCUCAUCUCCAUCCUAGGGUUCAACCUCUCCUCCAUGGACCCCCGGGAGCCAACCUCCAGAGCCGCGUGCGGCGGCAACCACGUAGGGCCAGGCACGGAGAGCCCAUACCACGACAAGCGCAGCGAGGUGUAUGAUAAGAUGGAGGCGGAGUUCUACGACAAGGGCGCUGAGUUCCUCUUUGGCUCCUCCAGUACCACCUCACAGUCGCUCAAGCUGUCGGACAUAUUUGAACUCCGGAAUGGCGAAGUGCAUCCCGUGCUCAAGCCUGCCCGACCUCCUGUGCGAGCCAAUGUGCUGCGAAUGGACCCUGAAUUCGCUGCCUCCAUACAGGAGAUAGUGAAAGACAACAUUCUGCACCACUUUCGAGGAGGAGUGUGGCUACAGGACCCUGACGUGUACCACAUGAGCAUCUUCCAUGCCUCACACCAUCUCUCACCCGUACCUGCCACCGCCAAACAGCUAGCGGACGAGGUGCGGGCAGUCAAGGGCGUGAGCAAGCGCCUGUGCCCGCUGCGUGUCUCUCUGGACCGGGUCAUUCUCACCGCCACUGGCGUGCUGCUGGCGUGCUGGCAGGUGGUGGAGGGCACGGAUCCAGCAGAGCUGAGGGACGAGCUCAAGGAGGCUCUGCCCCGCGCUCCCAAGCAGCAGCUGUACAACCGGGUCAUGCUGCACACAUCACUGGCACGUAUACUUGCACCGCCCACAUGGCCUGACGGGACGCUAGCGCACAACGCCGAGUCAGCGAUGCCCAUCUUCCGCUCCAUAGUCAGCGAGCUCAACCAGAAGCUCUGCCGCAAACAGCAUACCGUCACUCCAGUGUUCACCCAAAUCAUUCCCUCCCGUCGUCAUAUUGCUCCUCUUCCACUCUCGCUCAUGCACAUCAACCUCAUCAUCACCUCUACUACGGCAUUGUCAUACACACCUCUUCCUGUUGCCGUGUCAUGCCAUGCCAUGCAGACGGUGGUGAGGGAGCUGUGGAACGUGGAGGAGAUGGAUGUGUUGGCGCUGGCGCUACAAGGCAAGAUGAGCGUCAAGCGAUUCAACCUCACGUGCAUCCAACCAGACUGGGUUGGCACAAUAUAG
Molecule: messenger RNA, 1209 nt
Organism: Closterium sp. NIES-65
Lineage: Eukaryota; Viridiplantae; Streptophyta; Zygnematophyceae; Desmidiales; Closteriaceae
Source: the annotation of a GenBank genome assembly